CUUAGCACUUUAUACUAGCUACUAUGUAAUUAUCCAGCCUCAACAGCCUAGUUCAAUUCCAGUUUAAUACAAUCUUCCUUUGGUCCUUCCAGCAUCAGAGGUAUUGAAAAUGCCCCGCACCGACGAAGCAGAAUGGUUCAUCAAUGCCGUCUACGCCGCCAUCCAAGAGAUUCCCUACGGCCGAGUGACAAGCUAUGGCCAUAUUGCUCUACUGUUAGGAUAUCCAAAACGCCCCCGCCAAGUCGGCACCAGCCUCAAACAUCUCCCCUCCCCAGGCACAAGUUUCUAUCAUUCGGGGAAUGUACCCUGGCAGAGAGUGAUUAAUUCAAAAGGGAUGAUUUCGCAUCGAGGACCGGGAAGUGCAGAACGACAGGCAGAGGUGUUGCGGGGUGAAGGGGUGGAGGUGGAAGGGGAUGCGAUGGGGGAGUUGUAUGUGGAUUUGGGCCGGUUUGGGUGGUUUCCGGAUGUUUUGCCUAGUGAGGAGGGGUUGGAUAGUGAGGAAGAUACUAGUGGAGAUGGGAAUGGGCAUGGGGAUAGUAUACGGGAGUAGCAUUCAUGCUAUCUACAACUCGAGCCUGUCCAUUGUACCCCGACAGCCACCUCAAUAAUCAACCGAUGGAAGAUUCGCAUCUAAGCAGACCGCGGAAGAUAUGGUAACUCGCGACUCUAUAAGUGAAUAGGUGAUGACGGACAGGAGA
Molecule: messenger RNA, 698 nt
Organism: Aspergillus ibericus CBS 121593
Lineage: Eukaryota; Fungi; Ascomycota; Eurotiomycetes; Eurotiales; Aspergillaceae
Product: MGMT family protein
Exons: 3
Coding region: 110-550 (146 amino acids)
Biological process (GO): DNA repair
Molecular function (GO): catalytic activity
Source: RefSeq, a predicted model, not a curated record